AUGGAGCUGCCUAAUUUGGGAAAAAAUUGUUCAUUUUGGCAAUGCAAUAAACUAGAUUUUUUGCCUGUGAAAUGUGAUGCAUGUCAGAAUAUAUUCUGCAAGGAUCAUUAUUCAUAUGUUCAUCAUAGCUGUCCAAACAGACACCUCCGAGACAAUCAGAUUCCAAUGUGUCCCCUGUGUAGCAAGGCUGUGCCAGUAAAAUUUGAGAAAGGAGAGACGGCUGAUCAGGUGGUUGGCAGGCAUAUUGACAAUGAUUGUCAGUCUGAUGCUGCUGAGAUGAAGAGAAAAAAGGUGUAUAAUAACAGGUGCAAUGUGAAAGGCUGCAAGCAGAAGGAGAUGAUAAAAUUCGAAUGUUACAAGUGCCAACUGAACUUUUGCUUAAAGCACCGACUUGACAUUGAUCACAGUUGCAAAGGU
This is a messenger RNA of Helobdella robusta, 417 nucleotides long. RefSeq lists its product as hypothetical. Gene Ontology annotation, biological process: protein targeting to ER; proteasome-mediated ubiquitin-dependent protein catabolic process. The annotation marks the transcript as partial. The transcript is spliced from 6 exons. Gene Ontology annotation, molecular function: zinc ion binding. Gene Ontology annotation, cellular component: cytoplasm; endoplasmic reticulum. NCBI's taxonomy places the organism in Eukaryota, Metazoa, Annelida, Clitellata, Rhynchobdellida, Glossiphoniidae. The record is from RefSeq and is a predicted model, not a curated record.